CCAGAAAGCCCCAGAUUCCCCUCCGGGCGCGCGCACGGAAACGCUCCGCCUCCCGCGGAAGCCCUGGCCAACCAGGAGCCUGCUGGGCGGGGCUCCCGGCUGUACACAGCCACCACGUGCAGCUGGGGUGGGGACUGGCAGCCGCCAAGCAUCCGAGGAGGCAGAGUCAGCAGCGGCGACGUCGAGAACCUUGGCUCGAGGUUCUUCGAGCAAGGAGUGGGUGGGUGGCCGUCGGGAGGAACUCGGCAAUCCUUUCCACUUGCUCCAUCGCCCCUUCUCUCCUCCUCCGCUCUCUUUCUCGGGGAUCUUAACAAAAUAAAACGUCGCUCCCGCCGUUGCAAAGUUAGAUCUAUACCGAUGAGAAGUUAGCUGUAGCAAGCGAGCAAGGUUGCCAGCCACCUGGCUGGAGGGUCCAUCCUCUCGCUGUCUCCCCCGCUGCAGAUGGAGGCGACCGAAUACUUGGUCGCUGCUGCUGCUGCUGCUGCGACUGCAGCACCGGCGAUUCUCUUCUUUUCCUGGUGACGGAAGCAAACGGACUGAAUCUGGGCUGGGGGUGGUGGGUGGAGUAAUCGUUGAGAUUCAGAGGAAAUCAGCCGCGCUGGUUGGAUCAAACAGCAUAGCCGACCUUAGCAAAACACACAUACACACACGGCUGCGCAAGGUUGGUUGGCUGCCCUGGAUCAUCCUUGCAGAGAUUCUGGUUUCUCUCGCUCACCUUCCGAAAACCCGGCACUUGCUGCGGGAUCCGAAAAAAACGGCUUCCAUGGCGUCUAUACGGUUGAAGUUGGCGUGCAGGCGUGUUUUGUAAUCUGCGGCUGCCACCAUCCAACGCGACGAAACGGACUGCAGGGCGUUGGGAAAAACAAAGCAAGAAAACCGGACCUUCUCCAGGAAAUCCCAGGCUUGUUUGAUGCCCUCAUCUUGGUUUGGAAAGGCUGCAGCUCCUUCUCUUUUCUGCCAAUAGAACAAAAGAUGACUUCUGCUCACAAUGUCAUGUUCUGGGAUGCUCCUUCCUUGCUUUUCUAGCAAAAACUGGACGGGGGACAAGACCAUCUAUAUUUGCAGCACAAUGUAGACAUUUCUCUGGAGCAAGAACUUGGGAUCUUCCAGUGCAUUGUCCUGCCUUCUGGCAGAACCAUCCCCUACUUGUGUACCUCUCUCUCUCUCUCUCUCUCUCUCUCACACACACACACACACACACACACACACACACACACACACAUACACCCUUUUCAAGCACUGGAAGAGGGGGAACAAGCUAAGUGGCAAGCACAACUCCUCCUCUUGAUGCAUUGUUGUGACUGGGAAAAUUCAGACACUAUCCAGAAAUUCUGCCGAGGUUGACCCAAGGCUUUGGACCAAGACAGUUCUGGCCACCUAAACUGUGGCUUACAGCCUUAUGGAAGACCUGGGCAAGUCCACGCUGUGGCUGCAGGCCGAGCUGGCCUCUCCUUCUCCGUGCUUGCAUAUCCUUGAUUGCCGCAGCCGAGACCUAUAUGAUUCAUCCCAUGUGGAGCGGGCCCUGAGCGUAGCCCUCCCAGGACUACUUCUGCGCCGCCUUCGGAAGGGGAGCCUGGCAGUCCGGUCCUUGCUGCCUGAGCCCCCUCAGGGGCUCUGUGAGAACAUGGUUUUGCUGUAUGAUGAGGGGACAAUCCAGCUCCCUCGGCCAGACAACCAGGAGGAAGAAGAAUCGGUGCUGCUCACACUCUUGCAGAAGCUCCGAGAUGAGGGCUGCCUGGCCUACUACUUGCAGGGAGGCUUCAAUAAAUUCCAGGCUGAAUGGCCCCAUCUCUGUGAAACCAACCUGGAUACAGCCAGUACCAGCAGCUCUCCUGUUCCCCCUGCGGCUCCCAUCGUGGGGCUGGGAGGCCUUAGCCUAAGUUCAGAUGGCUCCGAUGCUGAGUCAGAGCCCCUCAGCAGCGGCAUGGAGUCUGAAGGCGCGAGUCCCCCCUCCUUUCCUGUGCAGAUCCUACCCAAUCUCUAUCUGGGAUGUGCCCGAGACUCUGCCAACAUGGACACUCUGGCCAAACUGGGAAUCCACUACAUCCUCAAUGUGACUCCGAACCUCCCAAACCUCUUUGAGAAGAAUGGUGACUUCCAAUACAAACAAAUUCCCAUCUCGGAUCACUGGAGCCAGAACCUUUCUCAGUUCUUCCCUGAAGCUAUUGAUUUCAUUGAUGAGGCCCUUUCUAGGAAUUGCGGCAUUCUGGUGCACUGCUUGGCAGGGAUCAGUCGCUCAGUCACCGUCACUGUAGCCUACCUCAUGCAGAAGCUCAACCUGUCUCUCAACGACGCCUAUGACCUAGUGAAGCGAAAGAAGUCCAACAUCUCACCUAACUUCAAUUUCAUGGGGCAGCUGCUGGAUUUUGAGAAGUCCCUGGGGCUUAACCAGGGCAGUCGGCGGCCAGCCUCAGACCAGACCUGCUUCUUCACCUCACCAACCCAUGACAGUGUCUUUGAGCUGGAUCCUACGUAGGAACCAGAAGGGUGCUACGUUUGUGUCAUGGCCACCAACACCUCCUGUUCUUGGUUCUAUCUGCCUGUCCUGGUGGCAGAGGCUGCUGGGACCAACGGAAUACCUCACGCUAGAGAGGGAGGUGCCUCUUUCAGGAACAACUGCUACUUCCAGCAAAGGUUCUCAUUGCCUUUUGGGUUUUCUGAAAUAUCAACAGCAAUGGUGUCCUUACUGAUCUCACAGUGAGACUGACAGGGCCACACCAAUAACCAAAGACUCUUUCUCCUCCUCCCUUUCUCCCAAGAGCCCUGUACAGACCAAGAAACCAACACUUUUCGGGGGGGGGGGACGCUAUUUCUGGAAUGUUGGAUCUGGGCAUUAUAGCAUCUUGAACUUCAUCCAGAUCACCCUCUUUUAAAAUUUAAAUAUUUCAAAUGGAAAAUGUCAGGGCUGGAACCUGCCAAUUAUUAAUGAUGCUGAUCACAUAUUGAAGGUUUUGUGGUCUCCUUGUGUUUCUCCUCCAGCCAUUAUGCAGAAAUUAGGCAGAGACCCGCAGUCUCUCAUAAGAAUCUUCUGCAGGCAGGACUUUUGGCAGAUAAUAGUGCAUUCACCAGCUGAUAUGUUAAGUUCCCACUCCCAAUACCUCCAGUGAACAUGGCCAGAUGAUGACCUCUGGUGUGCUCUUAACUAAUGAAGGCUUCUCUAGAAUCAUUUCUUUCUGUCUGAGAAGUGAGAUGCAGGAACAUAAUUCUAACAUGGUUAUCCUGGAAUGACUAAAAAUAUCUUAUAGAAAAUUUAAUGCAGAGUCCUGAUUUUAGAAAUGAGACCACAGAACUUCCCAGAUCUCUCUUGUUAAGACCAGGAUGAAUCAUAGAAUUGAAGAAUCAGUGUAGCAACUUAUACAAACAUAACUUCUGGAGAUAUUUUAAAGAACCUAGAUCCUGUGGUAUAGGAACUGCAGAAAUGGGUUUGAGAAUCUGCAGCUUUUACAUUUUUUUAUGCUAGGCAUUUAUAUCACCAGAACAGACUGCAAAAGUUCCAGUUGUGGGACUCUUUAAAAUCUCCAGAGCUGUAUUCCAGGUCCAGAAUUGGAGCAGGUUCAAACGUUUGUAUGAUAACCGUAACUUUCCCAUUAUUUCCAAAGCUGUAAGUGUUCUCAUCCCUAAAGCACCUCAUUCAACCCCCUGCGGUUCGUUCAGGAUUUAGGCAGAGGGAAAUAAAAAUGGUGGGGGAGAAGCUUUGGAACAGAAUCACAGUGGGAAGACAUAAGUAUUAGAAGCAGAAAUAUUGGUGUUACACAACCCAGUCCUUGGCUGUGGGAGAAAAUAGAGCAGCUCUGCAUUUUGUAUCUGUACUUGUACAAAUGAUGAGUUGUAUGUGUGCCUUAAUGCUUGCAUGAAAGCAAAAAGACCUGUGGAUGUGUGUACUAGGCAUUGUUUGCGUAGUACCUGCCUGCAAGGGUUAAUGUGUGCCCACGUUUUAUUCCCCAAAUUUCAGUCAGGACCUUUUCAGUAUUUUUGAGCUCAAUUUCAGGAUCCUAUGAGUUCAUAAUAAAAAGAUAAAACCUCUUGAGCAUUGUAGGUGGAAAAAAAUGUGUUACAGAUGUGUUUCUUAACAGAGUUUAUUAGGAAGAAAACUGCAGACUUGGUGAUUUCAAAAUUUUCAAUAAUUAUCUAAAAUUAUUAACCGCUAUGUGUACAUGAUAUGGUCCUUGUGGGCAUGCUUAAAAGAUGUCCAAGGUGUUCUAGUGAUCUGCAUUUUUUAUUUUAGCUCUGUUUAGGCACCCUGCCUAGUAGUCCACAGGAAUCCAGAAGAACAUUUUGUCUGCAAAAUUAACAUUUUCUCAAUGUUUUACUUCCUUUUUCAGGAUUUUUCUGGCCUUUGAGGCUAUGAAGAUAUAUGCCUAGGGGCAAUGCUUGCUGAAAUAAUUUGAAAUUGCUGUUAAGUGAGAUUGGGAAAUGUGGGGUUUCAGUGCCCUGCAACACCUUACAGGUUUUUCCCUCCGAUGAAAAUAAAUUAGAAUAAAUUAUGCAAAACAGUCAAACUGGCCAACUAUUAUGCAAAAUGACUCUUAUGCAAAUCUGACCAACUAGCACAAUUCCAGGGGGUUGCAGUAUUCAGGUUUGCUUACAGUUUUGGUUUGCCUGAACCAUGAACUUUUAUGUUAACUGUCCAUGCAGGUAACACAUAGCUCUGGCUUCCUGCAUGCUCCAAAAAGUCAGCUUGAGUCUCUGUCCGAGGUCUCUGUUUUCAAGUGAAUGUAAAUGACUGGAGAUAGAAGGGAGGGGGGUGGAACUGCCAUUACCAUGGACAACAACAACAGUUAUUUUAAUAAAGCAGGACUUUAAACAACA
Crotalus tigris (Tiger rattlesnake) is the source of this 4809-nucleotide messenger RNA. It is a transcript of the gene DUSP9, whose product is annotated as dual specificity phosphatase 9. NCBI's taxonomy places the organism in Eukaryota, Metazoa, Chordata, Lepidosauria, Squamata, Viperidae. The transcript is spliced from 4 exons. Bases 1400 to 2476 code for a protein of 358 amino acids. Gene Ontology annotation, molecular function: protein tyrosine/threonine phosphatase activity; MAP kinase tyrosine/serine/threonine phosphatase activity. Gene Ontology annotation, biological process: protein dephosphorylation; negative regulation of MAPK cascade. The record is from RefSeq and is a predicted model, not a curated record. Gene Ontology annotation, cellular component: cytosol; cytoplasm.